AUGAGUCGUGGCGGCAGGGUCCCCGUUUUCGUCGUCCUCGACAUCGACAACACGCUGCUCUCCACCUGCCGCCGCUUCUCCGCGAGUCAUCCCUUUGCCGUCAGCGGGGCGCUCGUGCGGCAGCAGACGCUGUGCUACCAUGACGCCGAACGCGGGCGGUGCGUGCAUGACUGCACCUUCACGAUGCGCCCACACGUGCCCGAGUUUCUGCGCGUUGUGAGUGGGGCGUUGAGCACGUCGCGCGUGGCGGUGAGGGUGGGGCUCUUCACACGUAAUACACCCUCCUACGCGCACGCCGUGGCGGAGCAACUGCUGCGGCCGCUGAUGCCGGUGCCGCUUGCCUUUGCACUCGGCAGUUCCCGUUGCUGCGGACCCGACGGGCGGCAGAAGUCAGUGUCAGUCACCGGCGCACCCGCCACAUCACUGCUGGUGGAUGACAAGUGCGGAUCGUUGGUCCCGCGGGAGUUUUUCAGCGGCCGCGGGGCGCUCGUGCAGCCGUUCUUCACCGGCGUGAGACAAUGGGGGCCGGAGGAGGAGAUGGACGAUGUGCUGUCGUGCGGUGAACGCUUUGCCACGCCUGAGAUCGACAGCAACAACAGCAGCAGCAGAAAGGAUGAUGAUGAUGAUGAUGACGUGGUGGAGUCUUGCCUUCUCGGGUGCGGCGCUGACGCCGAGGUGACGCUAUGUGCGUUGAUUGAAGCGUUUGUCGCCUUUUGGCAUGACAAUGGCAAUGAAGUUUCUGCUUCUGGGGAAACGGACUUGCUGCAGCAUCCGCGCGCUACACGUUACCGGGCUUGUUGGUCGAGCUACCACGCCCCUGUGGAAGAGAGGCUGGCGUGCAUCACGUAG
Trypanosoma grayi is the source of this 849-nucleotide messenger RNA. RefSeq lists its product as hypothetical. Lineage: Eukaryota; Euglenozoa; Kinetoplastea; Trypanosomatida; Trypanosomatidae. The coding region runs from base 1 to 849 and encodes 282 amino acids. The record is from RefSeq and is a predicted model, not a curated record. The transcript has a single exon.